Messenger RNA from Paramecium primaurelia, 732 nucleotides. NCBI's taxonomy places the organism in Eukaryota, Ciliophora, Oligohymenophorea, Peniculida, Parameciidae. The record is from the annotation of a GenBank genome assembly.
AUGGCGAGUUAGUGUAGUAAACAAAAGGAGAAUACAUUAUUAUUAACCUAAUAUAUAAAAUAUAAAGAUAUAAAGCCCUUUAAAAUAUAAUAUUAUCAAGACGAUGAAAUGAUUCAACCAAAAAAAGAUAAGUAAAAAUAAAUAGCUAAAUAUGAUUUAAAUGUGUAUUUACAAUUCGUAAUAAAAACUUAAUAUAAAAAGGUCAAACUAAUCCCUGAAAAAGCAUAAUACUUACCAGGAAUUGUAAGUAUAAAAGCAUAAGAUUAAACUAUUACUCAAAAUCCUGAAAAUUAAAGGGUUGGAGUAGAUUUGGUAUAUAAUAAUUUUAAUUUAUGUUAGAUUUGUUUAAUUGAUAAAAGUGGAAGUAUGAUUGAAGUUAAAAUUCAAAUGGUUAAAUAAUCUUUAAUUGUUUUACUUUAAUUUUUUGGAGAUAACGAUAGACUACAAUUAAUAACAUUCGAUAAUGAUGCCCAUAGAUUAACACCAUUAAAGAGAGUAACAAAACAGAAUAAAAUUUAUUUUACUUAAAUUAUUCAAUAAAUUCAGACAAAUGGAGGUAAUAGUAUUCCAGAAGCUACUAAAAUGGCAUUUUGCUNUAACAUAAAUUAAAAUUAUUAUAUACCAAAUCUACUCCAACCCUUUAAUUUUCAGGAUUUUGAGUAAUAGUUUAAUCUUAUGCUUUUAUACUUACAAUUCCUGGUAAGUAUUAUGCUUUUUCAGGGAUUAGUUUGA